AAAAGGUUGUUGCAUAUUAGAAAAACAUAAACAAUGAAAUUCAAUAUUUUAGCUAAUUUAUAAGUAAACGAUGAGGACUAUAUUAUUUAAAACAUUUCUAGGAUAUACUUUAACAUCCAAUAGUAUUAUCAAUAAUGCUAGAAAGUGUAAUCACUCUUGGAUAAACCGUGAAAAUUUUAUAUUAAAAUUCUUCUCAAACAAAAGUGAAAAAGCUUUAAAACCGGAAAAAGAAAAUCAUUGCAAUGUUGGAACUAUUGGACAUGUUGAUCAUGGUAAAACUACUUUGACAGCUGCAAUAACCAAAAUUCUGGCUAAAGAUGGUCUCGCUGAUUUCAUUUCAUAUGAUGCAAUCGAUAGAGCACCAGAAGAAAAAGCAAGAGGCAUUACAAUUAAUGCAGCUCAUAUUGGAUAUGCAACUAAAGCAAGAACUUAUGCCCACACUGAUUGUCCAGGUCAUGCUGACUACAUUAAGAAUAUGAUUUCUGGUGCAUCACAAAUGGAUGGAGCAAUUCUUGUUGUUGCUGCUACAGACGGCACAAUGCCACAGACACGUGAACAUCUUCUGCUUGCAAAACAAGUUGGAAUCGAAAAAGUUGUCGUUUACAUCAAUAAAGCAGAUCAAGUGGAUCAGGAAAUGUUAGAAUUAGUGGAACUUGAAAUUCGCGAACUUCUCUGUGACUUUGGUUUUGAUGGCGCAAACUGCCCAGUCAUUCAUGGUUCAGCACUUCAAGCACUGCAAGGAGUAGAUAGUGAAAUAGCUGAACCAUCAAUUAGAAAACUUUUAGAUGCUCUUGACAGUUAUGUUCCAAUACCUGUGCGAGAUCUCACAAGUCCGUUCUUAUUGCCUAUUGAUAAUUCAUUCACUGCACCUGGACGUGGAACUGUUGUCGUUGGCACAUUGAAACGUGGAAUUCUCAACAGAAACGACGAAGGUGAACUUUUAGGAUUUGGUCAAGAUCAGAAAACAACAAUAUCGGAAAUUCAAGUUUUCAAGAAAAAUGUCUUAAAAGCUUAUGCUGGUGAUAACGUCGGAGUUCUGCUUCGUGGUGUGAAGAUUUCCUCAGUUCAACGUGGAAUGCUUUUAUGUGCUUAUGGAACCGAAACCAUGUCGAAUCAUUUUGAUGCUAGCAUGUAUGCUUUAUCACGUAGUGAAGGCGGCCGAAUAAAACCAAUAAGCUCAAAGUACAUUCAACAACUUUUCAGUCGAACUUGGAGUAUUCCUGUAAGAUUAGACUUUCCAAACAACUCAAUGUUGAUGCCUGGUGAUCACGCAAAUUCAGUUAGAUUAACUUUAUUCUCAAAGAUGGUCAUGUCGAAAGGUCAAUCUUUUACAAUUCGUGAAAAUGGUUGCACUGUAGCUACAGGUGUUGUAACAAAUCAACAUCCACCAGUUAAUCUUCCUUUAAAUAAACUUUCAAAACUUGUUCUUAACAUUUAAAGCACCAACGAUGUCGAAAAAUGAUUGUGAACUCCUUCAAGAUUAAAAUUUAUGAAUAAAAAUUCAUUAGUGAAAAACUAA
Molecule: messenger RNA, 1519 nt
Organism: Clunio marinus
Lineage: Eukaryota; Metazoa; Arthropoda; Insecta; Diptera; Chironomidae
Source: the annotation of a GenBank genome assembly